AUUCUUGUUCCGUUUGUUUCAGUGAAUUUGCAUUUAAUUUGAUUUAAUUUAAUAUAGCGCUGGUUCGAUGGAUGGUGUCUCAAUGUUUCAUGAAUUUGGAAUUAUACUUAUUGUCAAUUGUCAAUUUUCAACGUGUUUCUUUACUGCGUGAUGGUUAUUAUUAGCUGUGAAAUGUGUGAAGACUGUUAUUAUUGAGAGUAUGUGUGGUGAGUGCUGACUGUAGAAGGCAGCUCUGGGUAGCAUAGCUGUUAUGCUUUUUAUGAGGGAGAAGCGUUUGUUUUGGAAGAGUGGGUUUGAGAGAUUUGAGAGAGUUCUUAAUGGUUAGAUAAGGGGCAUCGUUGACAGGAUGUUUUCUCCUACAGUGUCUUGAUUGAAUUCAUUGAGAAAGGUUGGAGGGCUUCAUAUUGCUUAAAGACACCUCUCUACAAACAACUCAUUUUUUGGUAUGCACAUAUUUGCCUGGUCUCUAGCUUGUCUUGUCUUUUAUGGAAUUGGAAAUGACGAUUAUGCGGAGCAUUGCUGACAAAAAAAAAUAAAAGAGUGAUUGUUCUUUUGUCGAUAUAAAUAAUGUAUGGUUGUGUCGUGCUCUCGUUUUAGUAGGCCACUUUCUGCUAGUUAUAAGAGUACUUUCCCUUCAAUGGCUUUAUGAAUUCCAGAAACCGACAAUGUUUGCAACUGAAUGAAUGCACACGUUGGCCUUGUGUCAUGAGGUAUUGCAAUCUUUUCUCUCUAUUGCAGUUUCAUUUAAUUUUUUAUGCUGCAAGGCAUGCUGCUGUAUAAAAAAAGAACAUAUAAUUCAACUAAAAUUUCUUCUUAUUAAACCAUACAUACCAUAAGAUUAUGCAAGUUACUAUUUGCAAUUGGUGGAUGGGAUAGUUUGAGAAGCCUGCUAUGUUUCAAGUUGUCAGACAAAGGUAAGCACUUUUAACACAUUGUGUGAAUUUCAAACUCGAUAGAAUUUGUUAUUAUUCUCUUCAGGUUGUCAUUUCAGCUGGUGAUUGUUGGCUGUGCUGCCAUCUCUGUUAUGCUUUUGAUGUGUGGAAUUCCUCGUUAUCCCCCUCCUUAUGGAACUAUGGUUCGUCCUGUCUUUCCUCCACGCCCUCCUGGAGCAGUUAACAUACCUCCAAUAUCACGCCCACCUGUAGCAGGGAUUCCUACUGUUCGUCCAAUUAUUCCUCCUGUUGUCAGACCUAUGGUAGCGCCUAGUGCUACCCCAGCUGAGAAGCCUCAAAACACAGUUUACAUUGGCAAGAUUGCAUCAACUGUGGAAAAUGAGUUCAUGCUCUCUCUCCUUCAAUUAUGUGGAACUAUCAAGACCUGGAAACGUCCUCAAGAUUUAUCCACCGGAACACCUACCAGUUUUGGGUUUUAUGAGUUUGAGUCUGCAGAAGGGGUUCUCCGUGCCUUGCGACUCCUUACUAAAUUGAAUAUUGACGGGCAGGAACUGAAGGUCAAUGUGAAUCAAGCCAUGAAAGAACACCUGGAGCGGUAUGUUCAGAAAAAAGCUGAGAACUUGAACAAAGAAACUCAGGCAGGAGUAGUUGAGAAAGACGAAGGUGAACAAACUUCUAGUGCAAAUGAGGGUACAAAGGCUGAGAAAGAAUCCUCAAAUAAAGUGGAUAGUGAAUCAGCAAAUAAGGAAUCCCAUGAUGUGACAAACUUUGGGAUUGUCACUGAUGAAGAUAGAGAAGGGGAUCGUGAGGCUUUAGAAAAGAUCACAAAGAUGAUAGAGGAAAGGUUGAAGACAAGACCUUUGCCUCCACCACCUGCACAGCCAAGUGGUGAUGGUUCUGUGAAUUUAACCUCAGAACAACUUGUUAAAACAAGAGAGGGAGACUCUGUUGAUACAGAGAAGAAUGAAUCUGCUGAAAAUAAAAGUGAGAAAGAGACAAACAGUGAUAAACCUAGCAGUGAACGGGAUAGGUCUGAAAGCCCUGAUAGAAGACAUGAUAGAAAAAGCAGAGAGAGGGACCGAGAUAGGGAACUAAAACGAGAAAAGGAAAGAGAACUUGAAAGAUAUGAGAGAGAAGCAGAGCGGGAACGUAUUCGGAAAGAGAGGGAACAAAGACGAAGAAUUGAGGAGGCUGAACGUCAAUACGAAGCAUAUUUGAAGGAAUGGGAGUAUAGAGAACGAGAGAAAGAGAAAGAGCGUCAAUAUGAAAAAGAGAAGGAGAAGGAAAGGGAACGUAAACGGAGAAAGGAGAUACUUUAUGAUGAAGAGGAUGAGGAUGAAGAUUCUAGGAAGAGGUGGCGUAGAAGUGCGAUAGAGGAGAAGAGAAAGAAGAGGUUGCGUGAGAAGGAAGAUGACAUGCUUGACAAACUAAAGGAAGAGGAAGAAAUUGCUGAGGCUAAGAAGAAGGCUGAGGAGGAACAAAAACGGCAAAGAGAUGCUUUAAAACUAUUAACUGAGCAUGUGGUAAAUGGUGGUAACGAAAAUAUGAUUACUGAAGAGGUUACUGAUGAAGUCAAAAGUAAUGUUACUGAACAAGAUACUAUAGCUGAUUAUAGUCGUGAAGAUCAUACUGGUGAUGGGAAUGCACUAAAUGUCACCAGUGAUGAAUUAACCAUAGUUGCUCCAACUGAUACACAAGGUAAUGCUCCUACAAAAAAAUUGGGAUUUGGCCUAGUUGGUUCAGGGAAAAGAACAACUGUGCCUUCUGUUUUCCAUGAAGAGGAGGAUGAUGAUGCACACAAGGACAAAAAAAUGAGGCCAUUGGUUCCAAUUGAUUACUCAACUGAAGAAUUGCAGGCUGUUCAACCUACAGUGCCUGGUCCAACACCACCAAAUUUGGCUGCUGCUGCCGAAUUUGCAAAGCGCAUAUCCAGUACAAAUUUCAAGGAAGAUAAGCUGGAUGGAGAACGGGAUAGAAGUAGGCGUUCAAAUGAUAAGUCUAACCACCGUGAUAGGGACAGAAAUGAUGAAGAUGGUACUCACAACAGAGAUGAAAACAAGGACAGAAUUCCUGAACGUGACAGGGAUCGAGAUCAUGUAUCGGAGAAACUUAAGACUUCUGAUAACAAGAGGCUUUUGGAUGCUAAACAAUUGAUUGAUAUGAUACCAAAGACCAAAGAGGAGUUGUUUUCGUAUGAGAUAGACUGGGCAGUAUAUGAUAAGCAUCAACUGCAUGAAAGAAUGAGACCGUGGAUUUCAAAGAAAAUCAAAGAGUUUUUGGGGGAAGAAGAGACUACAUUGAUAGAUUAUAUUGUUUCUAGUACACAAGAACAUGUGAAAGCAUCCCAAAUGCUUGAUCGUCUUCAGAUUAUUUUGGACGAAGAGGCUGAAAUGUUCGUUCUGAAGAUGUGGAGGAUGCUUAUCUUUGAAAUAAAGAAGGUAGAGACAGGUCUAGCUCUGAGGUCAAAAUCAUGAUUUUUCAGUUUUUGUAUGUUAUUUCGUCACUUCUUCUAUUGGAUUGAUACCAUGACCCUUGACAUGUCUUUACCCUAAAUUGUAAAAUGGCUGCAUAAUCGUAAAAUUGCUUCAACAUUCAAGAAGUUAUUCGGAUAAACCUGUCAUCCAUGAGAAUCUGGUGGCAAAUUUUGUCAUGUGAAUAGUUUAGAGCUUUGAAUUUCUUUUAUAAUUAUCCUGGACUUGUGCUUU
Messenger RNA from Vigna unguiculata (cowpea), 3598 nucleotides. RefSeq names its product splicing factor PWI domain-containing protein / RNA recognition motif (RRM)-containing protein. Lineage: Eukaryota; Viridiplantae; Streptophyta; Magnoliopsida; Fabales; Fabaceae. The record is from RefSeq and is a predicted model, not a curated record. Gene Ontology annotation, molecular function: RNA binding.